UUGUGCUCCGAGUGCUCGUUGCCGAGACGCAAUAAUUUAAUUACUUUUACUAAUGGGAACGAGUUCAAUCGGGUGAAAACAAUAGUUUCGUCAGUGUGACUGAAAUUUCGUGUAAAUGUUUUCAAUAGUACAGUUAUCGCUGUGACAUAAACACAAAUCUGUAGUACAGUUCGUCGAAUGUGAAGUAGAGUUUUACGUACGUUUUUUCAUUUGUUUUGAACGUAUGAAUUUCUUGAGUGGAAAUAUUUUGAAAGUGUAAAAAAAGAGGGAAAAAGUGGAUACUAGAACGAUGAGCCUCGUUCAGCCGUUUUCGUUGUUUCAAUUAUUUCGAAUGAACGCUCGUUCGUUUAUUUUUCAAUUCCACUCACAAAAUUACUUCGAAUUAUUGAAUUUUUUGUUAAUCACGUAUUUGGAUUCAUCGGUUUAUCUCGAGAAGUAUCGUACCAUUCAUUUCUCAAAAGAUCGUUCUUGAAUUCUUUUGUUACUUUAGUACGAGCGUAAUAAGACUAUGACAAGUGAAAGAGAGGCUCGAAGUAUCCUCGGAACUCGACGCUGCAGUUUUUAUCCUCACGAUAAUGGGCUUCGUAUCGCCGGAUUCGGGGAAGUACUCGAAGCGAUUGAGAGCAAAGCAAACGCUUAUACGGAAUCUGUUAAAAAAAAGUUGCAACACGAAAGAAGAAAACGACCACGAAAUUUUCUGGACUCCGCAAUCCCCUGCAAAAUUCUCAGUACCGAGGACGAGCCACCAUUUUUCCCCAACGGCGAAAUCCAGUAUCCCGAUUUGUCGAAGAUCGAAAAAGCGGAACAAAAAAUUUUCACGAAAUCUCGAGAUCCGAGACUGAAUAGGAUCAGAAGCAUUUUCCGAAAGUCCCGAAACAACGGCCUUUCGACGCCCGUCAAGCGAGUGUCUUUCGACGUUGGAGCGACGCAAAUAAACAAGUAUGAAAUAAACUCUGGCAACGCCAUGAAAAAAUGCCCUUCGAAGGACGUUCCUUUGCUAGUACAACGGCGACGAAGGCGCGCUCAGCUCGUGGAUAAACAAUCGUGUCCACAGUUCCAGCAAUUUUUGAUCAACAUCUUUCGCUGGGAUCCUGAAUGGUUGGAAGACGAAAAACAAACGGACGAAAGAUCGCUCGUCCUGCGUAAUAAAAAACUCGAACGUGUGCUCCCGAUUUACGAAACUUACCGGAGCUAUUUCGACUCGAUGGAACCGCUGUUGAUGCUGGAGCUUUGGCACGGAAUAGUGAAAAACUUCGAGGCCGAUGGAAACAAUUUGACGAAUCGUGUCGUGUCUUCGAUGGUCAAUAAUUCGAUCAACUCGACGACGAUACCUUCAACGAAUAUCCGCGUGACAACCCUCAUGCUGGAAGUUGUAGUUUCGAGGCUCGAGAUGAACUCAAAGUCUCGUGCUACGAGCGGCGAUCUCGUUCUUUUUGAGUACUUUUCAAAUACAAAUGGAAACAAGAGGACGUGCAAAGUGUUUGCACACGUGACGAGCAUUCGCGAAUCGAGUAUCACUCCUUCGACGCAUUUUAAUCGAAAUUUGUUGAACUUCGUAAAGGAACCUUACGUUCUGCUCACGUACACACUGAUGACAAAGCCUCUCGAUCCAUCGAGUAUCGAAGCGAUUCAAACUGUCGGGUUACGAAAAAUUUCUUGUCCGAGAAUCAACAUGCAAAUGGUCCAGGCGCUUCAAUAUGUUGUCGUCUCUCCCUUACUCGAACAAAUUUUGCACCCGAAAGUGGAGGAUUUCCAAUUGGCAACUGGCAACAACUUGGAAACUAAUCAUCCGAGUCUGACAAAAAAUUCGCAGGGUAAAUUGAACGCCAAACAGCUGGAAGCUGUCGACCGAAUAACGGAAACAGUCGUUCAACAGACUCCGAAAAUUUGCCUCAUCGAAGGACCCCCGGGUACUGGAAAGUCUAGGAUCAUCGUCAACCUCGUGAUGAAAAUACUUUACGGUGGUGGCAGAUACGCACACGAACAACCCCUGAGGAUACUCGUUUGCUCCUCGUCUGAUGCUGCGAUCGAUGAAAUCGUACUGCGACUCGCGAAGAUACGAGAAACCAUCUCCGAGACCGACUUCAGCAAUCGUUUCAAGAUGGUCCGAAUAGGAGAAAGCGAGGCGACGCAUCCCUCGGUCAGAAGAAUCGCGCUCUCAGAAUUAGCUAAGCCAGCGGUGAAAAAGACAACAGCACAUUACUUGUCGCAACUGAACGAAGACUGCAUCGAGGAAGAGGAACGGAAACUCCAAGCGCGCAUCAAUGCCCUGGAACUUGAAUUAUUGAGCCCUCAAAACUCGUCGCUGAUGGACUCGCGACGAAUCGCGCGAAAGCUCAAUGACGUGAAGGUCAAAUAUGAUCUUAUUACGAGUCGAAAAUCGGCGCAACAAAUGGAUUCGUUGGGACUGGACAAUUUGCAGACAGCGACAGAAGAAACGCUUUUAGCGGGGGCCGAUAUAAUCGCCUGUCCUCUAGAAUCUUGUUACACGGAUCGAAUGCAAUCUGUAUUUUCCGGAGGAGAAGAAGCGAUCUCUGUUUGCAUCAUUGACGAAGCGACUCGAUGCACCGAGACCGAAACUCUUGUCCCUCUAAUGCUGGGAAUUAGGACCCUGAUACUCGUUGGAGAUUCCAACGAGGAACCGUCCAGCGUGAAGUCAAAAGUUGCGAGGGAUUUGGGUCUAAAUCAAUCGCUCUUCAGUCGAGUACGAAAGGCUUUUAUGGGAGGAGACCGCGACCCGAUAAUCCGACUAGACACGCAGUACCGGAUGUCUUAUCCCGUCUCUCUGUGGCCAAACAGACGUUUUUACGGUGGUGUAAUUAAAAAUGCAGCGUAUUUGCAGAAACUGCCGUUUCCUCGUUACAAGCUUAUCGAGAUCGCUCCGGUCGACGUGAGCGACGGCUUAUCCUUGGAAAAUGAAAUUAUUUUCAUCGCCCAUCUCGUCGAGUCUUUGGUCAGUCAGUCGAAUUUUCGGAAUGUCGAUGUGCCUGUGAGGAUUGGCAUAAUAACGACGCACGAGAGUCAAAAUUAUCGGUUACGUUAUGAAAUUAGUAAUCUGUUCAAAUUCAUACCUCAUGAAAUAAAGAAAAAAGUCGUCUGUGACGCCAAUACGAUUGACCAAUUUCGAGGCCAAGAACGUGACGUCAUUAUCGUUACCUGCAUCGGUAAAGAAAGCUUCAAAGUUUUAUCAGAACGCGAAAAACUUUGUGUGGCGUUGACCAGAGCCAAACACAGUUUGAUCGUGUGCGGCAAUUUCCACAAUUUUUGGAGAGAUUCACUGUUGAGCAGUUUGGUAGCGGAUUCGCGAUCACGAGGAGUUUACGUGAAAAUGACAGUGCCAUUUUCACUUGAAAAAGUUAAACGUUAUAUUCUACCGUAAAAUAGAAGAGCCGAGGAAGCUUGAAAACAAGUACAAUUGAAAAAUCUAGAAUUUUUUAAGAGAUUUUGAGUUCUUAGAUCAUUUUCUUAAGUGUCAACAAAUUUUGACCAAUAAUUUUGUAUCGUUUCUUUCGUUUUUCGGAAUUUCGAAAAAUUCCGGUUUAGUUUUUAUCCGAAAAGUCAUAGAAAUUUGUUAUUCGAGAAAAAUCAUUGUUUAUCUAUUUUUUUCGCUUUUUCAUCGACCAAAUACGUUUAUUUUUAUGUCCAGUUCUCAUAAUUUUUUAUUUAUUUUUGUCGUUCUGACCAUGGCCGAGUCUCGAAAAUAAAACUUGAUUGCUGGACUGUUAUUUAGAUGGAUGCGAGACCUCCGAAAAGAAUUUUUAGUCAUUUUUUGUUCCUGUUCGAACUCAAAUUUCUCUGAAUAUAUUGCGAAUAAUCACGCAGUAAAUCGAAUUACCAUGACAAAAAAUCAAUUUUGUUAAAUAUCAACCAUUUUCAACAAUAAAUAUAAAUUUUUACAUUU
Molecule: messenger RNA, 3901 nt
Organism: Venturia canescens
Lineage: Eukaryota; Metazoa; Arthropoda; Insecta; Hymenoptera; Ichneumonidae
Product: probable helicase senataxin
Exons: 14
Coding region: 509-3379 (956 amino acids)
Biological process (GO): termination of RNA polymerase II transcription
Cellular component (GO): nuclear body
Molecular function (GO): transcription termination site sequence-specific DNA binding; ATP binding; helicase activity
Source: RefSeq, a predicted model, not a curated record